UUCUUCCUUCCCUCCGCUUCUCCUUUCCCUCCGCCGAUCAAAAAGCAGAGCCACCCCACCACCACCUCCACCCACCGACGGCCACCUCCCGCUCUCCUCCUGGCUCUGCUCCUUCCACACCAGCAGGCCGCAGCGAUGCCGCCGCGCCGGGGCUAUAAACCCGGCCUCCGGCCGUAGCAGCCCAGCCUUCUGCUCCUACACCCCUAAUCGCAACCACAAUGGGCAACGCUGCGCUGCGUGGUCCGGCGGUGGAGGAGCGGCUGACGCAGCCGCGCCGCCUGGUCCGGCAGCUCUCCGACCUCGACCCCGACCGGCUCCGGCGGCUCAUCCGCUCCGGCGACCUCGCGCCGUGCUUCGACGCCGCCGACGAGGACGGCCGCGCCGUGGAGUGCCCCAUCUGCUUCCACUUCUACCCGAGCUUGAAUCGAUCCAAGUGCUGCGGCAAAGGGAUCUGCACAGAGUGCUUCCUGCAGCUGAUGCCGUCCAAGGCUUCCAGGGCUGUCCACUGCCCAUUCUGCAAAACCGCAGCCUACGCUGUCGAAUACCGCGGUGCUAGAACCUUGAGUGAGAAGAAACUUCAACGAGAAGUAAGCUUUCAGCCCAGAGAUUCUGAUCAACAUACAGCAUCAUACUACCUGAUAUUUGCCAGCAAAACUUUUAUUCUGAAUUUCUUACAGGAAGAACAGAGCGUUCAUGAGGGUGCGACGAGAAUACAUUCCAAGAACGCCGGUCGACAUAUCCUACUACCAUAGGAGUCGCAAUCCCGAUUUUGCCACGCUAAAAGCUCGAAAACCGAACUGUUGAUUUUUCUGACCCUUUGAGAGAGAUUUCAUUGCUGCCUUGACAGUACCUGAAAUGUUUCAGAUGUUAUUUGUCUGCAUAAUUUUUAGACAAUGGAAAGAACUGUUUUAGAUAUA
Molecule: messenger RNA, 917 nt
Organism: Triticum urartu
Lineage: Eukaryota; Viridiplantae; Streptophyta; Magnoliopsida; Poales; Poaceae
Source: RefSeq, a predicted model, not a curated record